Messenger RNA from Psilocybe cubensis, 1461 nucleotides. RefSeq lists its product as uncharacterized. Gene Ontology annotation, cellular component: cytoplasm. Bases 1 to 1461 code for a protein of 486 amino acids. Gene Ontology annotation, molecular function: heat shock protein binding; protein-folding chaperone binding; protein kinase binding. The transcript is spliced from 5 exons. Gene Ontology annotation, biological process: protein stabilization; protein folding. The record is from RefSeq and is a predicted model, not a curated record. Lineage: Eukaryota; Fungi; Basidiomycota; Agaricomycetes; Agaricales; Agrocybaceae.
AUGCCUUUGAACUAUUCAAAGUGGGAUCAACUCGAAUUGUCUGAUGACUCGGAUAUUGAGGGUCACCCUAAUGUUGACAAGAAAUCGCUGAUUAGAUGGAAGCAACGCGAUAUUCACGAGAAGCGCGAAAUGCGCAAACAUAAAAUACAAACGUUGAAAGCGCAGAUCGCAUGCAACAAAGUUCUCUUGCCACGAAUUACGGAGAUUGAGGAGACACUCAAGAAUCCACCUUCAGAUAUGACUGCUCCUGCGUAUUUCAGUCAGCUUGUAGAGAAGCUUCGUACCAACCCCUCUCGUGAUUGUCCUCCAGGAAAUGACCCAAACAAACUCGAACAUACCUACGAUGGCAUGCUCCUGAGUCUUUUAACGAUGGUCAGCGAGAAGUCGAAGGAGAAGUUAAAGGAAGGACACUAUGCAGGGGAAGACAUUGCACAGAAACUGGCUAAGGAGUUGGCAGCUGAAAUGGGAACCCAUGUCAAGCAGCUGGGAGAAACGAUAGAACGCGAUCAAAAGGAACUUGAAGAAGAGGAGCGCGAACAGAAGAAGCAUAUCACCAUGGACGAUCUUCAUGAUGGGUUCGAGAGCAAGUAUGUUCCUCCUAUACCCGCUCCAGCGCCCUUGGCUCCAGUGAAACCUGAAAAAGCUAAGGGAAAGAAAAAGGAAACAACCACUACAAUCGAGGUCCUGAACCCCAAGGCAGGGGAAUCUUCGACAAGCGCUCCAGCUCAAGAAGAAACAUCUGACAACGAAGACGAAGAAGGUCUUCCUGAAUUGACACCAUCCCUCGAGGCAUUCUCCAAGAUCGCUGUUGGUGACUAUGAGAAAUCGUUUGAAUUCAUUCAGAAGCAUCGCGAUGUCUACGUACCAGGGGCAGCGGAUGCCCUGCUUGUUGCCGCCUUCACGGCGCAGGGCGAUGGCAAGACCAAGUACGCACGGCAAUGCGUACACCAGAGUCUCCUCAUCCAAUACUGCGAGAAACUUGGCCGUGAUGGAGUCGGCCUCUUUUUCAAGAAGAUGGUGUCUGGCGACAAACGCGCCCUCAAAGUGUUCGUCGACGAUUUUGAGAAGACCUACGAACAUCUUGCCAAUCGCGUCAAGGUCACCAAGGAAGAACAAAACCAAGCCCGCGAGCAAAUCCAGCUGGUCGCUGAAAACCCCGAUACGAUCAUCUCAUUCAACGUCCCUGAAGGCCCUCCCCCCGAAACACUUGUUCUGGAAGGCCCUGGUACAGAGGGAAUGGACGUUGAGGAAGUUCGAAAGGCGCUGCAGUUCCGCUGGGAUGUAUUUGAAAGUUUCGCCCCUGAGAUGAAAGAGGCGUUGAAGUCGAACAAGCUGGAGGCUGUUAACAAAGUGCUUGGAGAGAUGGAUGUUGCGGAGGCUGAGGCUCUUGUGGGAAGCCUGGAUAUGGCCGGAAUCUUGAACUUCGCUGAGGGUGGUAUUCGUGAUGAAACAGGUCAAUGA